This is a messenger RNA of Jatropha curcas, 1091 nucleotides long. RefSeq names its product protein DEHYDRATION-INDUCED 19 homolog 6. NCBI's taxonomy places the organism in Eukaryota, Viridiplantae, Streptophyta, Magnoliopsida, Malpighiales, Euphorbiaceae. The record is from RefSeq and is a predicted model, not a curated record.
UGUCAGAGCGCAAUAUAUCGCAAUAUAAGGGUAACAAAAGCAAGAACAGCUUCACUCAUCACAAGUCAGGAGUCACAGCUAACACUUUAUCGCCGGAAUCUGACGUUUCGUGCUGGUAAUUGCGGACGCAGCACUUCCGGAAGCUGACGUAAUCAUGGAGGUUGAUUCCUGGCCUUCAAGAGUUCACGCUGCUAAGCACUUCUCUGCUUUUCAAGCUGCUAGAUAUAACUCUGAUAACCAUUUGGUAACGGACGAUUCAGAUGGAGAUGAGGACACAAGAGCUUACUUUCCCUGCCCCUUCUGUUAUAUAGAUAUUGAAGUCCAUGUGCUUUGCAGCCACCUCCAGGAUGAGCACUGCUUUGACUUAAAAAAUGCAGUCUGUCCACUUUGUGCAGCAAAUCUAGGGAAAGAUGUGAUGGGGCAUUUCAUGGUACAACAUUCAGGUUCACUGAAGCGUAGGAGAAAGCCUCCGAAAUCUGCUCUCUGGUCUGGUAAUUCAGCCAUGAUUAGCAAGGAACUGAGCUCAUUUCUUGGGUCUUCAACAAACGGCAGGGCAAACACAAAUGAACCAGCACCAGAGCCACUUCUCUCACCAUUUCUUAGCAGUGGAUUACAUUCUCACCCUGAAGGAAGCCAGCAAGAUGAAUCUUCCAACAAAAGUUUCCAUUCAAAAAGCACUGAGUUAUCUUCAGUAGAUGGAGGGGAUGUGGUGGACUCUGAAGAGAGAAGGCAAAGAGCUGCAUUUGUUCAACAGUUGAUUGCUUCAACCAUCUUCUAGAGCUUUGUUAUCAUCUAAAGGGAGUUGAAAGAAAACUUAUACAUUGAUGCAAUCUAUAGACACUGGGGUUUUUAGUACUGGUGCUUGAGUUUAGCGAAGCCAAAACGGUCUCCGUUGUUAGGUAUAUCCCUGGAUUGGUGUCGAUGAUUAUAGCAACUACGGAACCGAACACAUCUUGUAUUAAAAGCGUCUACAUAUAUAUUUUUUAGCCUCUUUAGAAAACUAAAUUUUAUAAUGAACACUGAGUAGGAACUCUUUCUUAAUGCUAAAAGGUCAAUUAUAUAUUCACCAGAGCAGACAUUUACUGCAUGGA